Molecule: messenger RNA, 1300 nt
Organism: Electrophorus electricus (electric eel)
Lineage: Eukaryota; Metazoa; Chordata; Actinopteri; Gymnotiformes; Gymnotidae
Gene: fcer1g
Product: Fc epsilon receptor IgFc epsilon receptor Ig
Biological process (GO): cell surface receptor signaling pathway
Cellular component (GO): Fc-epsilon receptor I complex
Molecular function (GO): IgE receptor activity
Source: RefSeq, a predicted model, not a curated record
UUCCUCUCACGCUCUGUUCAAGGCAGUUUCCUGAAAGCCCCUCAGCUUGGUGUCCAACGCUGUAGUCUGAGCUUCGAUUUCUCUGUAAGGCCUAAGUUUCAGUUAUGAGAAUGGCUGGAUUCUCCACAUUUUCCCUCGUCCCUCUUUGGAUGACCUUUGGCUGUGUUGCUGCUUUAGAUGAACCUAGAAUCUGCUAUAUCUUGGAUGCCAUCCUCUUUUUCUACGGACUGGUUCUAACUAUUCUGUAUUGCAGAAUGAAGUUACAGAACAAAGCUGCAAACCACAAGUCUUAUCCAAAGAAAGAGGCAGCGGAGGGGAUUUAUGAGGGGCUUACACCACAUGCUUCAGACACCUAUGAGACCAUCCAGCUGAAGGCCAAAUCUUGAGACAGACCUAGUACAAAAACAGAGACAGUAUAUGGAAACCCUUUCCUCUGGCUUUGGGACAAAGUGCCAAAUCACAUUUCUCAGCAUGCACCUAAUAAUAUAUAGGCCCCCCAUUUUUUAUAUAGAUAUAUAUAUAUAAAAAGAUAGUUUAUAUUAUUUUUAUAUAUGUAAUACAUGGCAACAGUUCAGGUACUAAGUUAAACAUAAUAUCAACAGUAUGACUGUAGGUCUAAUGCUUUAUGUUAAAUUAUUUUCUUAAUGUACAUAUGUAUUAGAAGUAGUACAUAAAAGUGCAGUUAGUGAGAAAGGUUUAAAAAAAAUUGGAGGUUAGCUGUUUUCAUUCUCAGCAGCCUAGCAAAUUAGUAAAACCCACCCACGCAGUACCAAUGUUUUGUUAAUUUAUUGAUAACUGCCAGAAUGUGAGAUUUUUUUUCAAAUACUGCAAAAAGUGUUCCAUCUUAAAAUCACUGACUCUAAUAAUGGAAUCCCUGACGUUAAUUAAAUUCCAGGGAAAUAAUAUUAUAUAUAAUUUAUAUGGAAGAUCUUUGACCAUUAAAUUCUUCACUUUGUACUUGUUUGCUUUUAAGCUUUUUAAUCUUUUGAAAAUGUGUCUUUUGAAAUGCAGUUUUUUAAAUACUGUUGUCAUUUUUUGUUGUGUUGUGUUUUUACUAUUUUUAAAUUUUCUUUUCAAUUGUAAAGCAAAAGCACUUUGAGUUGCUUGGUACAUGAAAAGUAUGCUAUAAAUAAAAAAUAUUAUUAUUAAAUGAUAAAUUCUCAGAAAUUGAUAACAUAAUGGCAUAUUUAACAAUUGUCUCACUUGUAUGUAUGUCCAUUUCAAGGCUUUAUCAUUUUAAAGCUAUUAAUAGUCAGAAUAAAAAAAUCACACAUCAGCCCUUUGGCUGCUACAACACAAA